This is a messenger RNA of Plasmodium cynomolgi strain B, 1950 nucleotides long. RefSeq names its product 3',5'-cyclic-nucleotide phosphodiesterase. The coding region runs from base 1 to 1950 and encodes 649 amino acids. Lineage: Eukaryota; Apicomplexa; Aconoidasida; Haemosporida; Plasmodiidae. Gene Ontology annotation, molecular function: 3',5'-cyclic-nucleotide phosphodiesterase activity. Gene Ontology annotation, biological process: signal transduction. The record is from RefSeq and is a predicted model, not a curated record. The transcript has 8 exons.
AUGAUCAUAAUUGGGAUGAUCAUGUUAAUUUUGUGCUUUUUCAUUUGGCUACUCUUUUCAUGGUCCUUCAAAUCAAGUGCUUGGGAAAAGGACAGUUAUAUUAUCAUGCUAUUUCAUUUGCUGAUGAUUAUAAAUACCAUCAUUUUGCUAUUUUUUAUAAUUGUUGGCUUAACCGAAUUGAGCAAAUACGCAGAGGUCAUAUCUUACGUCCUUUUUGGCAUUAUGGUGGGAAUAUGGGGCUUAUGGAACAUAGCAACAAGUCUAACUUUAAAUGAUAACCUCACUUCGAAAGUGAUACCUUCCUUAUCUUCUGCCGUUGAAACGAUAUAUGCCCUGACCUACAUUUAUGGCUUGCUUCCGCUUGUCAUUAUGGAUGUAUUUUUCCCCUCCAGGACGAAAUACAACUGGUUCAUGCACCUGCUAUUUAUCGUUCUAAAUUCCACUAGCAUAAUAUUGGUUGGAGCGAGGAACCCUGAAUUCGUGCCUUCCGUCUUUGUGGUCUUCCGCGUUAUCGCGUACACAACACUGUGCUUGUUUCUGUACAUUGGCUGCUACACGUCGGAGCUGCAAAUACGUUACGUGUUCUACAACUUAUUGAUAACCGGCUACAAACUGGACAAGCUAGAAUCGGCCAUGAACAAGAACAACAGCAGAAAUAAUAAAAAAAUUUCAACCGGUAUUGAAGAUUUGGUUCUGAUGAUAAAGGAGUGCACGAAAGUGAUCCUAGAGUUGGAGAAUGAAACGGAAAUAAAUUUCAAUGUGCAUAGCAAGACCUCGUACUGCACAAAUAUCCUGGAGCAAUGUUUGUCUACUCUGACCAAAACGGAUAACUUGUACAAUGUGGACUAUGACGUUUUCGAUAAGUUCGAGAACAAAAAGUUCAUAGAGGCAUACGUGAGCAAAAGCAAGAGCAACUUCCUCGGGGACCAGGAUGAAGGGGUGGACUUCAAACUGCACAAGUCCUUUUCCACCAACGAUUUUAUAUGCGUCGAUAAAGUAGAUAUAGACAAGAAGGAGAUAAAAAAGUUUCUAAAAGAAAUAGACAUCCCUCAAGUUACCAAUAUGAUUCAACUGAUUGAUAAUAAAUCGCUUUCCGAGUGGGACUUCAACUGUUUGAAUUAUUUUGAGAAUUCCAAGUACCCCUUUUUCGACAUCAAUCUGUCCUUGAUGUUCACCAUCGAGCAUGACAUUCCGAUGAACUCGAUCAUAAACUUUUUGUCAUUCGUGGAGAAGCAGUACAACAACGUGCCCUACCACAACACCAUUCACGCGACCAUGGUGACGCAGAAGUUUUUCUGUUUAAGCAAAAAGUUGGGAAUUUACGACCACAUGGAGUACAAGAUAAAGCUGGUGAUGUUCAUCUCCGGCAUCUGUCAUGACGUGGGCCAUCCCGGCUACAACAACUUAUUCUUCGUGAAUAGUCUCCACCCCUUGAGCAUUAUUUAUAAUGACAUUAGUGUGUUGGAAAAUUACCACGCGUCUAUAACAUUCAAGAUUCUUCAGCUAAACCAGUGCAACAUUUUAAAAUCUUUCUCGGAGAAGGACUUCCGACUGAUACGGUCUUAUAUCAUCGAGCUCAUUUUAAGCACCGACAUGAAGUAUCACUUUGAAAUAAUUUCCAAAUUUCGCAUAAGACGAGAAAAUGGAGAUUUCGAUUACGUAAAGAACAACGACGAUUUGUUGGUGCUAAUAAAAAUGAUUAUAAAAAGCGCAGACAUAUCGCAUGGGUCUGUCAAGUGGAACGAACAUUAUAAGUGGUGCCAACGAGUGUUAUGUGAGUUCUAUUCCCAGGGCGAUGAAGAAUUAAAAAAUAAAAUGCCCCUAUCCCCGUUAUGUGACAGAACCAAGCACAAUGAAGUUUGCCAAUCUCAAAUUACGUUUCUCAAGUUUGUCGUCAUGCCUCUGUUCGAGGAACUGACCUACAUAGAUGACAUCAAAUUUGUGAAGUAA